GUUUCAAAGUAGAACUUUUCGUCUCUGCCCCCUCACUUCUCUCUCUCUCUCUCCCCAUCUGCGGGCUUGACUCAUAGCCUCAAUGCUCUGAGAAAGUUUCACAGGUUCUGCUAGUAAGAUUUAACUUGUUAAUGCGGCUGGACUUGAAGAAAGGUAUGACGGAUUUCUUUCUCGAUUUUGAAUAUUUAGCUGAAGGACUCUGCUGGUAUUUGUUGGAAGCUUUUGACUUUGCUGUUGAAGAAUUGAUUGCUUUUUGUCUGAUUUUCGCAUCUUCUAUUGAGGGAUUUAUUGGGUUUCUGUUCUUUCAAAUCUUGGUCUCCUAAUUCUUGUCUUAUGCUCUUCUUCUGGUUGGUAUUGACCUGAAACCUGGUAGAAAAGAAGAAUUAGAAAGUUUAGUUCUUUAGUGGUUUGUAGAUAAAUUAUUGAUGUGAAACUUUCUGAACUAGUUAUUAGCAAGAUGGAUUCAAUUCAGAAUACUGUUCAUUAUUGUUGUGUAUAUAAGGGUAACCGGACCAUGUAUGUGUAUAGUGGGGGUGAUCAUGAGAUUGAGAAUUUGGCGGCAUUGUCUUUGAAAAGAAUUCCUGAAUAUCACAAGUGGUAUUUUGAGACAAUUGGUAAGAGGACUUUUGGGUUUUUGAUAGAAGAUGGUUAUGUUUAUUUCACAAUUGUUGAUGAAGGUCUUGGAAACCCAGCUGUACUUCAGUUUCUAGAGCAUGUGAGAGAUGAGUUUAAGCAGGUAGCUAGAAAGGGUUCAAGAGGAAGCUUUUCAGGUUUUAGCUCAAUCAACAUACAAGAACAACUAGUGCCUGUUGUUCGCCGCCUUAUAACUUCAUUGGAACAUGUAUCUCAACAUGAUUGGAAUGCUGAGACUUCUUCAUCUGAUAAUAUGGGUCUCUCUCCAUCACCAAGUGAUGCAAAUGCGCAAAUUGAAAUUCUUACAUCUACUAAAGCGCCUUUGUUGGCAAAAUCUAACAAGCAAGAGAAGAAGAAAGCAAAGGAUCAUGUGAUUGUAAUGAGAGAUAUUGAGUUGGAAGAGCAUAGGAAAUCUACAGAUAGAGGAGUUAAAAUUGAUUCAAUUUCAUUGGAUUCUAACACCCAAGGGGGAGUAGCAUCUCCAAUUUCAUUACAAAAGGAUUUGGGUUCAAUCAGGAUUCGGUCGAGCUCUCAAAGUAUCCGGAAGAAGUGGUGGCGCCAAGUGAGGAUUGUUCUUGCUAUUGAUGCUGCUGUUUGCUUGAUACUAUUCAUAAUUUGGGUGUCAAUCUGUGGUGGUUUUGGGUGCACCCGUUGAUUGUGAAAUUGGAGCCAGAGAUUCACCUUCUUACUUUAUAAAGUGCCUGUCCAAGUACAUAUGAACUCGUUCGUGUCAGGUAAUCAAUCGUGGAAGUAUGGGCGUGAAAUUACAUGGUGGUAUCAAAUUUACAAAUUCUCUAUUCAGUUCAAUAGUUUUUAUGGUAUAUAUGAAUCAGUUCAUGUCAGGUAAUCGGUUGUGGAGGUACGGGUGUGAAAUUACAUUGUGGAAUCAAAUUUACAAGCUCUCUACAUAGUUCAAUAGUUUUUAUGGCAUAUACAUGAGAAUUUUAUAAUGGAGCAUGAUGCUACUAUGUCUAUGUUGCAUGUGUUUGUGCUUUGUUUGUACCUAUAGAUAUACAUGAUGUAUAUCUAAAUGUUUUAAUCCUAGCCUGUUUUCCAUUUCAUGUAUAAAAAUUAUGCUGCAUUGAAGCAUCAUUUGUGCUGC
Messenger RNA from Manihot esculenta (cassava), 1735 nucleotides. RefSeq names its product phytolongin Phyl1.1. Lineage: Eukaryota; Viridiplantae; Streptophyta; Magnoliopsida; Malpighiales; Euphorbiaceae. The transcript has 2 exons. Gene Ontology annotation, cellular component: membrane. The record is from RefSeq and is a predicted model, not a curated record. Bases 458 to 1288 code for a protein of 276 amino acids.